Argiope bruennichi is the source of this 659-nucleotide messenger RNA. RefSeq lists its product as uncharacterized. Lineage: Eukaryota; Metazoa; Arthropoda; Arachnida; Araneae; Araneidae. The record is from RefSeq and is a predicted model, not a curated record. The coding region runs from base 159 to 629 and encodes 156 amino acids. The transcript has 3 exons.
UUGAAAUCUCGACCACUGGUUCCCAUAAAGGUUUUUUUCAAAUCUCGGGAGAUUAAACGAAAGUUGCUGUUAUAUCGAUAAUUAAAUAUGGUGAUUUUUGUACAAUGUGCAGAAACAGAGACAACAGAGGAAGAUUUUAUUUUACAAUAUGAAAAAAAAUGGAACUUUUGCUUGAAAUCGGCCUGCCUUAUAUUCGAAAAGUGUGCGAGGAAGAAAAUUUGCAGAGAGUUGACAGAAAUUUCGUCAAAGAUGGCAUUUUGGUUGGUGUUGGAGCAUUACUUGGAUUCUUCUGUGGUGGACACAGUGGAGGAAUAACAGGUGCUACCGUAGGCUUUCUUAUAUCUGCAGGACUCGGAGAAAAGACGAAGCCUUUAUGGCUGGUUAUCGAAGCAUGGCCGGAAUGUCUGCAGGAAAAAUUGAUAGUCAGCAUUUUUCUGUCGAACUGUAGACUAAAGAAUUCAUUGGGUGCUGCUGAUCUGAAAGAAGAAGAUGAGAGAGAAUUAGUUCAAUUGACAUAUAACGGUUCCUUGACUUCUAGGUCUUUGAAUAGUGGAGCGGCGACAGCAAUUAUUCUUUUCUGUCAAGAUGAAUUUGGCUGGAGAAUCUGUGGGGAAAAUGAGCAUUCUUAAACUAUGGACUCCGAUCACAUCUUGUGGAAA